UACAACGAACUUCGGGUUGCUCCUGAGGAAUCUCCCGUCCUCCUCACUGAGGCUCCCCUCAACCCCAAGGCCAACCGUGAGAAGAUGACUCAGAUCAUGUUCGAGACUUUUAGCACCCCUGCCAUGUACGUCGCCAUCCAGGCCGUGUUGUCCCUGUACGCCUCAGGUCGCACCACAGGCCUCGUCUGCGACUCGGGCGAUGGCGUCUCCCACGACGUCCCCGUCUACGAAGGCUUCGCUCUUCCUCACGCUAUCCUUCGUCUCGAUCUUGCCGGGCGUGAUCUCACUCUUUAUUUGAUGAAAAUUCUGACUGAGCGCGGUUAUUCCUUCACCACCACCGCUGAACGAGAAAUCGUCCGUGAUAUUAAGGAGAAGCUGUGCUACAUUGCCCUCGAUUUUGAUGGCGAGAUGAACACUGCAGCUGCCUCUUCCUCGAUCGAUAAGUCUUACGAGCUUCCCGACGGCCAGGUCAUCACCAUCGGUAACGAACGGUUCCGAUGCCCUGAGGCUUUGUUCCAGCCUUCAUUCCUGGGUAUGGAGUCUGCUGGUCUUCACGAAACAGUACAUUGUUCCAUCAUGAGAUGCGAUAUUGAUAUCAGAAAAGAUCUUUUUGCGAAUAUUGUUAUGUCUGGUGGUACCACCAUGUACCCUGGUAUCGCUGACCGCAUGCAGAAGGAGAUCACAACCCUGGCUCCUUCCACCAUCAAGAUCAAGAUCAUUGCUCCUCCCGAACGCAAAUACUCCGUGUGGAUCGGCGGUUCCAUCCUGGCCUCUCUGUCCACCUUCCAGUCCAUGUGGGUCACUAAAGAAGAAUACGAAGAAUCUGGACCUGGCAUUGUACAUCGGAAGUGCUUCUAAACAUAAAUUAUUGGCUUCUAAUAGGCAUUGUCGGAAAAAUAAACCUUAUACAUUUUGCUUAGCUUCAUAUCCACAUUCCCUUUCAGUUAAAACUGAAGUGGCGACGAUCAUAAUUGUCGUGUGUCAAGAAAAUUAAAGUGCAAAGAGAAGGAUAUAGAUUUUU
Messenger RNA from Penaeus indicus, 1021 nucleotides. Its product is annotated as actin-like. The record is from RefSeq and is a predicted model, not a curated record. The transcript has a single exon. Gene Ontology annotation, biological process: mitotic cytokinesis. Lineage: Eukaryota; Metazoa; Arthropoda; Malacostraca; Decapoda; Penaeidae. The annotation marks the transcript as partial.